Laccaria bicolor S238N-H82 is the source of this 429-nucleotide messenger RNA. RefSeq lists its product as uncharacterized. Bases 1 to 429 code for a protein of 142 amino acids. The transcript is spliced from 11 exons. Lineage: Eukaryota; Fungi; Basidiomycota; Agaricomycetes; Agaricales; Hydnangiaceae. The record is from RefSeq and is a predicted model, not a curated record.
AUGCCUGACAGUGACAUGAAGAGAUUGGGCGCUGAAGCGCUGACUAAUGAUGGCCUCCAACUUCCCGAAGCACCCGAUGCAACCCCGAAGCUGACAGGGGAGCGGUUUGAUGCCGAUCAGGAAUUUCGGCAUUCUGCCAUCACCCUGGGGCCCAAAUGGUGGUGUAGUCAAAGACACUACACAGUAAAGCAGACACUCCAAACUUUUUCUUUUAGUAAAUUGUAUAGUCUAUUAGUAAACUUUAAACUUUGUAAGGCUAUCCAUGUAUUUAGUAUUCAUGGAGUUUGCAAGACUAAUAGUCAGUUAAAGGAGAACUCUCAUCUCACUUCAGGUGUUCUUCUCUUGUCAUCAAGAUCAGAUAACAAUGUCAAAGAAAUCCGAUGCUACAAUCCUAGCAACUCUCCAGGAAAUCCAUGGAAAGUCAAGUGA